Messenger RNA from Teleopsis dalmanni, 543 nucleotides. RefSeq lists its product as uncharacterized. The record is from RefSeq and is a predicted model, not a curated record. The transcript is spliced from 2 exons. The coding region runs from base 1 to 543 and encodes 180 amino acids. Lineage: Eukaryota; Metazoa; Arthropoda; Insecta; Diptera; Diopsidae.
AUGUGGAAGCUCUGCCGCAAGUAUGGCUUACGUCAAUUGGAUCUCUCCUUACUGUCUCAACUAUGGGCGCUUAACGAUUCCAUACAGGAAUUUCGCACUAUAAUACAAGAACAAGAUCAAGAAGAUUCGUUCUCACAUUCUCCGUCGCCCGCAUCAUAUGACUCAGCCUCUUCGGAAGGUGAUGAUGAAAUGCUAGCCGCUCAACGUAGUGCUGGUGCGAUACCAAAAAUCAUAACAACGCAACCAAAAUUAAAGAAAUCAAAUUCCAGUAAAUCUGCAAAUAUGGACAGAAAUCGUCCCAUUUCACCAACUUUCACAACUCAACUAAAUUCCGCAGAUACACAAACACAGGCAAACAAGGCAAAUUUAAAUAUGCCAUUUUAUGCAACAGCAAUACAGUCGCAAUGGCAACCUCAGCAACAACAACAACAGAAGCCGCCAAUACCGAAACCACUCGAUUUGAAACCAGUGCCACGCAUGCGCAGCGCACCGCCACCACCACCUACAGUUCGGAAAGCAGCAGCACCGCCACGCCCUACAUGA